Messenger RNA from Hippocampus comes (tiger tail seahorse), 2339 nucleotides. It is a transcript of the gene glb1, whose product is annotated as galactosidase, beta 1. The transcript is spliced from 16 exons. Gene Ontology annotation, molecular function: beta-galactosidase activity. NCBI's taxonomy places the organism in Eukaryota, Metazoa, Chordata, Actinopteri, Syngnathiformes, Syngnathidae. Bases 164 to 2083 code for a protein of 639 amino acids. The record is from RefSeq and is a predicted model, not a curated record. Gene Ontology annotation, biological process: carbohydrate metabolic process.
AUCACAUGAUUCGAACUUCCGCACCACAAGAUGCCGCAUUAUAACUCAUUUUAGCUUGAACAUAAAAGUAAAACCCUUUUAAGACUCGUAACAAAGAAAAAAAACACGUACGUUUUUAUGUAGUUUAACAAGAACCCGGAAAGGUUUUGGGCGAGGUUUAGUCAUGUCGCUGCUGGGUCUCGGAAGCUUCUUGCUGCUGCUCCUCGGGCUGACGGGGGCCGCACCUCCAUCCUUCAGCGUGGAUUACCAGAACGACUGCUUCCGCAAAGAUGGAGAGAAGUUCCGCUACAUCUCAGGCAGCAUCCACUACAGCAGGAUCCCCAGGGCCUACUGGAAAGACCGGCUACUCAAGAUGUACAUGGCGGGCCUGAAUGCCAUCCAGACGUAUAUUCCAUGGAACUUCCAUGAGGACUCUCCAGGCAGCUAUGACUUCAGCGGAGACAGAGAUUUGGAAUAUUUCCUUCAGCUGGCUCAGGAUAUCGGCCUAUUGGUCAUCCUUCGACCAGGGCCUUAUAUUUGUGCAGAGUGGGACAUGGGAGGACUGCCUGCCUGGCUUCUGCACAAGCAAGACAUAGUGCUGCGCUCUUCAGAUCCAGAUUACAUAGCAGCGGUGGAUAGCUGGAUGGGCAAGCUGCUGCCGAUGAUGAAACCUUUCCUCUAUCAGAAUGGCGGCCCGAUCAUCAGCGUGCAGGUGGAGAAUGAAUACGGCAGCUACUUCGCAUGCGACUACAACUACAUGCGUCACCUCUACAAGCUGAUGCGGUUUUACCUGGGCGAGGAGGUGGUGCUGUUCACCACCGAUGGCGCCUCGCUGGGCUUCCUCAAGUGCGGCGCCAUCCAAGGUGUCUAUGCCACCGUUGACUUCGGCCCAGGUUCCAAUGUGUCCGCAGCGUUUGCAACACAGCGACAUGCAGAACCUUAUGGACCUUUGGUGAACUCUGAGUACUACACGGGCUGGCUGGACCACUGGGGCUCGCCUCACUCCGCCGUCUCAACCAAAGAUGUCGUCGUCACCCUCAAUGAGAUUCUGGCAAUGGGUGCAAAUGUCAACCUGUACAUGUUUAUUGGCGGGACCAACUUUGGGUACUGGAAUGGUGCCAAUUCACCUUACGCCGCACAGCCGACCAGUUACGACUACAACGCUCCGCUCACUGAGGCCGGAGACUUGACUGAGAAGUACUUUGCAAUCCGGGAGGUGAUCAAAAUGUACCGCAAAAUACCCGAAGGGCUCAUCCCGCCAUCAAGUCCAAAGUUUGCAUAUGGUUCUGUUAAAAUGCAGCAGCUCCAGACGGUGUCAGAAGCCUUAGAGACAAUCUCCUUCUCUGGACCAGUGGAAAGCUUGUUCCCUCAGACGUUCAUUGACCUCAACCAGGCGUUUGGCUAUGUGUUCUACAGGACUAAGCUGCCGGUGAACUGCAGCACGCCCACGCCACUGGCGUCGCCGCUGAACGGGGUCCAUGAUCGAGCAUAUGUGUCUGUGGACGGGGUGGCUUCGGGGAUUCUGGAGAGAGGCAAAGUCCUAAGCAUUAAUGUGACCGGCAAAGCUGGCAGUCAAGUGGACAUCUUAGUGGAGAACAUGGGCCGGAUCAACUAUGGAAAAGGCAUCAAUGACUUCAAGGGCCUUGUGAGUAACCUGACGUUAGACAAUGUCGCGCUCACAGGGUGGACCAUGUACAGCCUCGGUAUCGACCAAGCGGUUAACCAGGGCCUCCUCUGGGAAAUGAAGCCCACGUCGUCUGGCCCUCUUCCUCCAAGUGUUCUGUCACUACCCGCCUUCUACGGCGGAACUUUCAUCAUUCCCGACGGCAUACCCGAUCUACCUCAGGACACCUACAUCAGCAUGCCCAAAUGGCACAAGGGACAAGUUUGGAUCAACGGUUUCAAUUUGGGACGCUACUGGCCGACUCGAGGCCCCCAGUUGACUCUUUACGUCCCGGCCAGCAUCCUCACCACUGACGCCCCCAACAACGUGACAGUCCUGGAGCUGGAGGCGGCCCCGUGCCUCUCGGGACCAUGCACGGUGGAAUUCACCACCACGCCCAUCGUGAACGCAACUGUGCACAGCGAGCACAGGCAUGUUUAAAGGGGAUUUGAUUUAAGGAAAAGUGAAGUUUCUCUUGCACAAUGUGCAUCAUGUCUUGCUUCUUGAAAAGCAUCACUUGAUUUGUGACUGAAUGUAGACUGUUAAAAGAGUCAGUGUCUUAAAUACUUGAUCACAUCAUGACAUUUAAAAUUUUUAUCGGUAUGUUGCCAAAAUGAUAGCAUUAAUGCCCAAAAACACAUCAGGGAAAUACACUUUUACAUGUCAGAGUACAAUGGCUGAUGUUUUGUUCAUUUAA